This is a messenger RNA of Hibiscus syriacus, 655 nucleotides long. Its product is annotated as LIM domain-containing protein PLIM2b-like. The record is from RefSeq and is a predicted model, not a curated record. Gene Ontology annotation, biological process: actin filament bundle assembly. Bases 41 to 631 code for a protein of 196 amino acids. Gene Ontology annotation, molecular function: actin filament binding. Gene Ontology annotation, cellular component: plasma membrane; actin cytoskeleton. The transcript is spliced from 5 exons. Lineage: Eukaryota; Viridiplantae; Streptophyta; Magnoliopsida; Malvales; Malvaceae.
AAGCAUUUUCAAAAGAGUUUUUUUUUUUGGGUUUAAAGAAAUGUCAUUCUCAGGAACAUUAGACAAAUGCAAGGCUUGUGAUAAGACUGUUUAUGUGGUGGAUUUGUUGACUCUUGAAGGAGUUCCAUACCAUAAGACUUGCUUCAAAUGCACCCAUUGCAAGGGUAACCUUGUGAUGAGUAAUUAUUCCUCCAUGGAUGGAGUCCUUUAUUGCAAAACUCAUUUUGAGCAACUUUUCAAGGAAUCUGGGAAUUACAACAAGAAUUUCCAAUCAGCAAAAGAGAAGCAAAAUGACUCGAAUAAGACUCCCAACAAGUUUUCAUCCAUGUUCUCUGGUACCCAAGAUAAAUGUGCUGCUUGCCAGAAGACAGUAUACCCAUUAGAGAAGGUGUCCAUGGAAGGCGAAUGUUUCCACAAUUCGUGCUUCAAAUGUGCUCAUGGAGGUUGUCACUUAACACACUCUUCAUACGCUGCCUUAAACGGAGUCCUUUACUGUAAACACCAUUUUGCUCAGCUCUUCAUGGUCAAAGGCAGCUACAACCACGUUCUCGAGGCCGCCAAUAAAAAAACCAACUCGAAGGCAUCGUCCCAACCCUCCGAAAACGGAGCAGAAGAUGCUCCGGUGGCUUAAGAAAAUGAAGUAAACGAGUCAUAA